AUGGAGGCUUCUAGCAGCUCGACGCGCUCACAGAUCCUCAAUGAACUCAAAGAAGCCCGCGCGCGGGUUGCCCAGCUCGAGGAACAGCUCGCCGCGCUCCCUGCCUCCGACUCGCAGUCUGGGCAGUCCAGCUCGACGGCGGCCAGUGAUGGGGGCAGGCCGAACGGUGCGAUAACAGCGAAUCGGAAGAAGAAGGAAUGGCCACUGAGUCUGCGCGAGUACAAGCGUUACGGGAGGCAGAUGCUCGUCUCGCAGAUCGGGCUGCCAGGCCAGCUGAAGCUUAGGAAGUCGCGGAUCUUGGUUGUGGGCGCAGGAGGACUCGGGUGUCCCGUCCUGCUCUACCUCGCAGCUGCUGGCGUGGGCGAGAUCACCAUCCUCGACCACGACUCGGUCGAGCUGUCGAACCUGCAUCGACAGGUCUUGCACACGGAGGAACGGGUCGGGAUGCCCAAGGCGGAGAGCGCAAAGAUUGCUUUACAGGCGCUUAACUCGGACAUCCUCAUCCACUCCCACGUCCUCCCCUUCACGCCCGCGCUCUUCCACCCUCCUCCCUCAACCGACCCAACACCCCUCUCCGUCCUCGAAGGCGAUUUCGACCUUGUCCUCGACUGCACGGACAACCCCGCGACGCGGCACUUCCUGAACGCUUACGCCGUGAGCAAGGGGAUCCCGCUCGUGAGCGGCGGGGCAGUCCGGGCGGAGGGGACUGUCGGGGUGUACGGGCUGGUUUUGCCCUCCACCGCGGAGAACGGAGUAACAGCACGAGGACCUUGCUACGCCUGCCUCUUCCCUCCUUCACCUCCUCCUCCCGCUCCGCCUUCUCCCGCAUCCGACCCCGCCGCAUUCGAUAAGUACUACGAGCAGCUGAGCUUGGCAGGCACGGGCGCGUGCGCGGAUGAGGGCGUCGUAGGCGUCUUGUGCGGGGUUGUUGGGAUUGCGAUGGUUGGUGAGGCGAUGAAGGUGUUGCUCGGUACGGCCCAACCAACUCUCCAUCUCUUCUCGCCUCUCUCGCCCGCUCCAUACCGUACAAUCAAGACCCGCUCACGCAAGCCUACCUGCCCAACAUGCGGCACCUUCCCCUCCCUGAUCUCUGUCUCUUCAACGAGCCCAAGCACGCCCAACUCGCGCUGGCAAUCCUUCCUCGAUUCUCCGACGGGCGAAUGGCCUGGCUGGUCGGAUCCGCUGUGCGAGCUACCAGGCGUCGGGGCGCUCGCUUCUUCGGAUGAUCAACGGGUAAGUGUGGCGGAGGCGAAGAAGCGCUUCGAGGAAGAGGAGGAGAAGCGCAGGACGAGGGUGAUCGAUACGAGGAGCGGGACGGAGUUUGAGAUUGUUAGUGUCGAUGGGAGCGUCAACAUCCCCUUCCCCGUCCUCCUCCGCAAUCCUUCCCUCGCUCUCGCCCCGUCCGCUCGCCAAGUCGACACCGACUCGACGACCGACACCGCACCUCCCGACCGCAUCACCUUCCUCUGCCGCCGCGGAAACGACUCGCUGCUCGCCUCUCGCGCUUUGCGGCGGUACCUCGCCUCGCAGCCCGACGAGUCUAGCAAGCAGAUCGAGGUUGAGGACGUCAAGGGCGGUCUAGAAGCUUGGGCGCGAGCGAGCGAAGGGGAAGGGUUUCCGAUGUACUAG
Molecule: messenger RNA, 1629 nt
Organism: Rhodotorula toruloides NP11
Lineage: Eukaryota; Fungi; Basidiomycota; Microbotryomycetes; Sporidiobolales; Sporidiobolaceae
Product: adenylyltransferase and sulfurtransferase
Exons: 6
Coding region: 1-1629 (542 amino acids)
Biological process (GO): protein urmylation; tRNA wobble position uridine thiolation
Cellular component (GO): cytoplasm
Molecular function (GO): thiosulfate-cyanide sulfurtransferase activity; nucleotidyltransferase activity; URM1 activating enzyme activity
Source: RefSeq, a predicted model, not a curated record